Molecule: messenger RNA, 4318 nt
Organism: Python bivittatus (Burmese python)
Lineage: Eukaryota; Metazoa; Chordata; Lepidosauria; Squamata; Pythonidae
Gene: SASS6
Product: SAS-6 centriolar assembly protein
Biological process (GO): spermatogenesis; centriole replication
Cellular component (GO): centrosome; centriole
Source: RefSeq, a predicted model, not a curated record
AGGGCGCCAAACUCAACGCGCCAGAAGGCGUCGGAGAGCCUAUUCAGCCAGUUGGUGCCUGUGCAGGUGAAAUGCCAGGGCUGCGAGGAGAGGCGAAUAAAUGUCCGAGUGAGCGUUGAAUUACAAUCAACGACAAAUCCCAUUCAUAGAAAGGAUUUAGUUGUUCGGCUAACUGAAGAUUCAGAUCCCUUUUUCCUAUAUAAUCUUGUUAUUUCUGAGGAAGAUUUUCAAAGUUUAAAACUCCAGCAAAGUCUUCUGGUAGAUUUUUCUGCUUUUCCUCAGAGAUUUAUAGAUCUUCUUCAGCACUGUAUCCAAGAACAAGAUAAAGAAAUCCCAAGGUUUUUGCUACAGCUGGUUUCUUCAGGAUCUAGUUUAGAUCACACACCUUCAUUUCUAAAUGUGGUUGAGACAAACCCAUUUAAACAUCUUACCCAUUUAUCACUAAAAUUCUUACCAGGAAAUGAUGCUGAAAUCAAGAAAUUUUUGGCAUCCUGCCUCAAAUGUGCUAAGGACGAAAAGUUAUUGCUAGAACAAAAACUUAGCAGAACAGAGGAGGACCUUACAAGACAGCUGAAUUAUACUCAGCAGAGCUUGUCAGAAAAGAGCAGGGAACUAGACAACUUAAGAAGUGAAUGGGCCUCCAAGAUAGCAUCAUUGAACAGCAAGCAUACUCAGGAAUUGUCAAAUGAGAAGGAGAAAACUCUACAGGCACAAGCACACUAUCAGCAACAGAAUGAACAACAGAAAAGAGACCUGGAAAACUUGCAUCAGAAAACUGUCCAGCAACUGCAGACCAGGCUGAAAGAGUUGGAACUUGCUAACAAAGACUUAAUGGAAAGGAGAUACAAAGGCGAUUCCACCGUCAGGGAACUUAAAGCAAAAUUGUCUGGCAUAGAAGAUGAAUGCCAGAGAACAAAGCAAGAAGUUCUGUCCCUACGUCGGGAGAAUGCUACCUUAGAUGCUGAAUGCCAUGAAAAGGAGAAGCAAGUUAAUCAACUGCAGAUGCGCGUUGCUGUUUUAGAGCAAGAGAUCAAAGACAAGGACCAGCUUGUUGCUAGGACAAAAGAAGUAUUGGCAGCAACACAAGAACAAAAGGCGAACCUGGAAGAAAAUACAGAAAAGAAACAACUUCAGAUAGGAAAGCUAGAAACCUCACUGAAAGCUCUAUCAACUGAGUUCCUUAAGGCCAAUGAGAUCAUAAAGAAACUGCAAGGAGAUGUAAAAACUUUAAUGAGUAAGUUGAAAUUGAAAAACACAGUAACAAUUCAGCAAGAAAAACUCUUGGCUGAAAAGGAAGGAAAACUGCAGAAAGAGCAGAAGGAAUUCCAGGAACUGGAAAGUUCUCUUCGAGAAAAAGAACAAGAGGUAUGCAAAUUGCAGGAACAAUUAGAAGCCACAGUACAAAAGCUGGAAGAAAGCAAACAUCUUCUCAAAACAAAUGAAAAUGUCAUCACAUGGCUAAAUAAACAAUUGAAUGAAAUUCAGAUGACAAGGAAGCAAGAAAUACUAGGAACAUCUACUUCUAGCAACACUGCUUCAAGAACUGGUAGCUCUCCUCAUAGUAUGGCUGAUAGUAGGAUUCCAUCUUUAAGUUCAGGGCUGAACUAUCCCAUCUCCCCCUUGCUGGCUUUCCAAAGCUUCCCGGAAGCAGCUGCAGUCAAAAAUGCCAACCAACAAGCACCAGGAACAAAGGUUCACUUCAAUGUGCAGCUCUCAGAAACCAACAGAUGUUCAGAUACCCAGCCAGGGAUUCCUGGGUUGAUAAGUCAUUCAACAAAUAAAGAAAAUGGUGAAAACGUGGGACUGGAAGCAAAGUAUUUAAAGAAAAGGGAAGAUAGCAUUCCUUUAAGAGGGCUCAGUCAAAACACAGCUCACAACACAGCAGGAUAUAUGAAGUCAUCUACACUGAAAAAAGCACAGAUUCCAUGCAAGCCUACAGCACCUUCUAGAACCUCUGCCUACUUUCCUGGAUAGCGCAUUAUAAUUAAAGGUUUACAGCAGUUGUGAUUUUUUAAACGAUUAUCAGUUACGUGCAUUUGUUUCCCUUUUGAAGUAUCAACAUUAAAUUUUUACUGAAUAUCUCUUAGAUUUCUGGGUACUAAAGUGAACUAUUUCUGAGAUGUUUAAGCUAUUAUGUUUUUAUAUAACAUAAAAUAAAAUGGACAUUUUUAUUCAAAUGGAUAGAAAUCUUAAAUCUUGGUUAUUCUCUAAUAGUUUGUCUAUACUUUUGCAUAUGUGAGGUAUUUGCCUUCAAUGUCUAUUAAGGAUGCACUAGCUGAUAAGAAUGGCUUAUUGUUAUUUCUGUGCGAGAAGUUUGUGGAAUGUGGUGCUCAGAAAUGAAGAAAUUGUGGAAGGAUUAUGGGGGAGUUCACCUGACACAAAUAGAGUUGUCUGCAGAAUUGUGGAGCUCAGUUUUUCAGUCUAUGAUUCUGCAGAGAGUUCUGCUCAAAUCCAGUUCAAUGCAAGUAGAUCUGCCUUAUAGUUCUAACUACUUAAUACUGCAAUGUCAGGGAGGGGUAUGGCAGAUGGGAUAGGAUGUAGAGCUCCUGGUUCUCCUAUGUAUUUCAGCCUAAAUAAGGAUAAACUUACAUUUCAUUUCAUACCAUUUUUCAUUUACCAGUUUUCAUUUGAAUAGUGUACACCUUUGUAAAAACUGUGUCUAAGUUGGAAAUCUUUCCAAUUAUUUAUAGAUUUAAAGACUGUGUGAUAACGCUCCUAAAUGGCCAAACUAUGCAUUUUAAGCUUGAAUGUCAAAAUCUGCUAUUUGACCAUUUGGGUCUUUUGGCCAUAAAUAAAAAUUAUUAUUAUUUAGCCAUGUCUGAAGUAAUGAAAUAAUUUUUAAACACAAUAUUGUCUGGUUUCUAACCGUACUGGUAGAAAAAUUUUAACAUAUAAACUGGCUCUGUCAAGUUCUUUUUGUUGCCUUUGGAAUUCAUUUAAACCUAGAUAUGCAAAUUGAUUUUAAUAAUUUUAGUGGAACUAUUAAUAAUGUGAUUUAGGAUUGCAGUAUUAGUGCCCACAAAUCUAUCAUAAACCUUUGUUUCUGGGUUUAGAGUAUUUUAGAACUCCUGUGCUAUUGGUUAACAAUACUGGCAAGUUUUCUCCAGGGUUUAGAAGAUAGUACUUAAAUCAUUGCUGAAUGUUGGUGUAUUUUUGUUAGGCUUUCCCUCCACUGUACAUAUUUUAUUUGUCCUCGAGUAUAGUUUGGUUUGCCAUCUGAGCAGAAUCAAUGCUUUAUUUUAGCAUUUAAUUUUGCAACAUAUGUUUAAAUUGAAAUGUUAUAUCUGGAAACUGGUCUGUUGCAUCAUACUCACAUAAUGAUUAAUAUUCUAAACUGUAAUCUAAUAUCUGAAAGAUUAACAGGAUGUUAUUUUUGCUGCUAUUCAGUAGUAAUGUGCAAACCAUUUUGAAUUUAGAACAGUUGUUUUGAGUUUACUAGAACUGUUUUCAAUGUGAAAUGUUUUGCACACUUAUUCUAUUCAGAUGUUUUUAACUCUAGAUGGUCUGCUCAUAUAGUUGUAAAAUAUUUAGGUUUCCAUGUGCUUGGAAAUUAAGCUUCAGCAUAUUAUAUAAAAUUGGUGUAUAGAUUGUGAGUAACAAUGUCUGUACUGUACAGUACCUUAUAUCUAGACUUCUACUCCCCAGAUUUCUCUUCAUGCUAGGAGUAGAGUGAUGAGGUUCACAUAUUCUUGCUGCUGUUGAGCAUAGGGGUCCCUGUCAAAUUAGAUGGAAGAAUAUCCUAGUGCUGCACGGAAACAUAAAAAUCCCGAGUCUUUCCAGCUGGAGGAGCUAUUCAUUUUGCAGUGUGACAACUGUACCUCUGAGUCAGAUCAGCAAAAAUGUUGGGCAUAGUCCAGCCAAUUUUAAGUUUUAUGAAAUGCAUAGGAAAGAUUUAAGCAUGUUGUAAGAACUUCAUCAUAACUGUGGUGGCUGGAAAAUACCUGAAGUUCCCUUUAAUGGGGUUUUAUUAUAUUCAUGCUUUUUUUCAGAUAGAACUGGUCUAAACAUCUUGUAACUUUGUCAAAUAUACAUUUAGAUAAAUCUAACAUGUAUAGUAAACUAGUUGAUUUAAAGUUUGAACUGAAAUCCCUUCAAUUGCUUGAGGUAAAAAAUUCAAGGUAUUUUAAGGGUUGUUGUGGUUUGUAUUUAGUUAUUUGCUUUUUGGUAUAUACAUAAACUUGUAAUUCUGUAUAUUGUGUGAAAAACAAUUGAAAUCAUUUAACUGUAUUAUUGCACAAUCAUUCUCUGCAGUGUAAAAUGUAUAUAUUUGUCUAUAACCAGAAUGUAGUGUUCAUAUCUAUAUAUAUGUUCAUUUUAA